Messenger RNA from Paramisgurnus dabryanus, 6710 nucleotides. RefSeq names its product syntaxin 1B (gene stx1b). NCBI's taxonomy places the organism in Eukaryota, Metazoa, Chordata, Actinopteri, Cypriniformes, Cobitidae. Gene Ontology annotation, molecular function: SNARE binding; SNAP receptor activity. The record is from RefSeq and is a predicted model, not a curated record. Gene Ontology annotation, biological process: intracellular protein transport; exocytic insertion of neurotransmitter receptor to postsynaptic membrane; synaptic vesicle fusion to presynaptic active zone membrane. Gene Ontology annotation, cellular component: SNARE complex; endomembrane system; synaptic vesicle.
GCGCUCCAUCCUCUGCAUCGCUCCCCUCCCCCCACCUCUUUUUUUGCAGCAUCAGUACCGCGUUCGGAAUCGCAUUCGUGUGCUGGAGUCAGAGCGCGCUGCGGGGCAUCACUGCACCGCCACGGAGGACGCACCAUCACUGAACCAGGAACAGGGAGAAGGAGAGAAAAAGGCGUGAAAUAGCGCAGAGGGGGAAACCAGGGCGCUCGGUUUUUUCUCAACAUCACCCAAAUCUGUGGAAAACUACAGGAGCCAGACGCUUGAUAUAAUAAAGACACAAACGCAGCGGACAUCUCAAGCGACGUUUUUGGCCAGCACGGCGGGGAAAAAUGAAGGAUCGCACGCAAGAACUACGAAGUGCUAAGGACAGUGAUGAUGAUGAGGAAGUCGUUCAUGUUGACCGAGACCACUUUAUGGAUGAAUUCUUUGAACAGGUGGAGGAGAUCCGUGGCUGUAUUGAAAAGCUGUCAGAGGAUGUGGAACAGGUGAAGAAGCAGCACAGCGCGAUUCUAGCAGCACCCAACCCUGAUGAAAAAACCAAGCAGGAGUUGGAGGACCUCACAGCUGACAUAAAGAAGACAGCCAAUAAAGUGCGCUCUAAAUUAAAAGCAAUCGAACAAAGUAUCGAGCAGGAGGAAGGUUUGAACAGAUCGUCUGCAGACUUGCGAAUCCGCAAGACACAGCAUUCCACGCUGUCACGCAAGUUUGUUGAAGUGAUGACGGAGUACAACACCACGCAGUCCAAAUACAGGGACCGCUGCAAGGACCGCAUUCAGAGACAACUGGAAAUUACUGGCAGAACAACUACCAAUGAGGAACUUGAAGACAUGCUGGAGAGCGGGAAGCUGGCUAUCUUCACUGAUGAUAUCAAGAUGGACUCUCAGAUGACCAAGCAGGCACUAAAUGAGAUCGAGACCCGACACACUGAGAUCAUUAAGUUGGAGAACAGCAUUCGUGAGCUGCACGACAUGUUUGUGGACAUGGCCAUGUUGGUGGAGAGUCAGGGAGAGAUGAUUGACAGAAUUGAGUAUAACGUGGAGCACUCUGUGGACUAUGUAGAGAGAGCAGUUUCAGACACCAAGAAGGCUGUCAAAUACCAGAGUCAGGCACGCAAGAAGAAGAUCAUGAUCAUCAUCUGCUGUGUAAUUUUGGGAGUGGUUUUGGCGUCCAGUAUCGGAGGAACACUGGGCUUCUAAACGACACCAAGAGAGAAGAAACAUUCGGAGAGCUGAGUGCUUUACCAUUUAAACACGAAAUGAGGAAACUGUCAUAAAUGGGGGUUGGGUAGGGUUAAAAGCCGAAUAUUCAAAAUCAUACCAUCGAAAACAAAAUAAAUAACAAAGGAGAUGUUACGUACUAGCUGAUUUAAAUAUAUACAAAAGUGGGUUCAAAUAAACGUAAUAUUUACAAAGUGUACAUGUAAAUGUAUUGAACAUAAAAGCAGCACAUGGGUUACUACCUGUAAAGGAAUAAAAUCAACUUUUUGUUUUUAUUUUAUUUUUCUAGCGUUGCUUUCAUUUUUGGGGGGGCAUCCAGGACAGUGCCAGGAACUGCUAAAUUAAUUUAUGUUCCAGCAGAACUCGGUGUUUGGCAAACCAUAAAUGCAUUAAGAAUACUAACCUACUGACUGCAUAAAUGUUAGACAAUAGUCAUAGUCAGACGUUCUGAGCGAUUGCUUACAUUCAAAUGAAAUCUCUCAUUGUUACGUUAUUAGAAAACCGAUUAACAGUUGGACUGCUCUAGUUUAAAUGCAUCAACCUCAUAGCGGAAUUUCUUCGUAGUUUUAUUGUGGGCAACCAAAAACAAGAAACGAAUAAAAACAUGAUCUAAGAAGAAGCACACAUCAUUUAAUUAUCGUGACAGGAAGUGACAUCACUACGUUUGUACAUAGAAGUGAUUUUUUGUGGCCUUGCCGCCAACUUCAUUUGCUGUACUGCACUGCCGAUAGUUGGCAGUGAAGAAACUGACAUUUUUUUAGGUUUAAAUGUCGCCACAUCGUCACACGUUUAGAAAGCGACACUUGGAUUGGUAGGGUGGCAUUGUGUAAACUGUCCAACUAUGCAGUUUUGAUAGCGAAAAGCGCCCCAGAUUUUUUAUUUAAACUGCGCUGAAGGACCUACAGAAGGAUAAAGAAAGACAGAUAAAACAGAGACACAGUGUAUUUGUCUAUACUGUUCUAGAGAUUUCUUACAGGAACAUUUUAAAACAGAAAAUUUUAAGACAACGUCAAUACUUGAAGCAAUGCCUAGCCUAAAUAUUAUCUUUUGGAGAGUGGUCGGUUCCGCUAGAGUUUAUUUUCCUUAGUUUCACAGUUAUUAUUUGCGUCAUACAGAGGUUUAUUUAUAUGAUCAUUUAAACGAAACGUUUAGACUGGACAAAUACGGUUUUGAGGGAUUAAAUAGAUUCAAGAGUUUGCUUGAUGUUGUUCAUCUUGGUGCUAGUUAUCGAUGAGACUCGUAAAACAAAACGUUCGAAAUUACUGGGACAAGGCAGAUACCCCACAUUAAAUUCUACAUAUCUUAAAAAAAUCGGUUAUUUCGUAUGUCGUAAUGUUCAUCAAGCUACGUUCAACACGUAACUAGUCAAAAUAUAUUUUAUGCAGUGACUAAAUAUAUAGAGAUUUAAGCAAAUUUUAUAUAACCUAAUGCCCAUGCUAGUACCUUCCCAAGAUCUCAAGAUGAAACUAGCUUAGAUUUUCUCAUGGUUUGUCCAAAGAUUUUUUUUAAAUACAAAGCAAACAGCUGGAUCGAUUUGUUGCAUUUUUUUCUUUUAGUUUUUUAUAUUUUAGACAGAAAGUGCCAGCUUGGUGAAUUACGUACUGCUUGUUUUAAAUUUAAGGGCUAAAAUUCAAAACCAAACUUUAGCUCUGUUUUCUGUUUGUUGAUAUAAAUUCACAAUCCCUCUUUGCUCGAUUAGUCUCAGACAAUACCAAGAGAUUAUGCGCUUAGAAAGUCCUUUUCUCCUCAUUGUUAAACAACGUGUAUAUGAAAAAAGUGCACUCCUUUUUCCAAUAUUUCCAUGUACUGCUUAUUACAGAAUAUAUAACAGGAGCCCCCCCACCCCCCACCCUCUUAUCUACCCAAAGCAAAGUAGUGGGGAACAGGAAAGAUUUGGGGAUGUAUACUGUAUACUUUUUACAAAGCCUGAGGCAGAGGCCGGGACUAUUUUGCUUUAAUCAUUUCAGUAAUGUCCAGCAUGUUUUCUUUGAAACUUCUGUGUAUUGAGUGUCAAAUCACUUACAUGUAUGGUAAAAUGAGGUAAAUAUGUAUGUCGGUGUUGUUUUUAGUAGAAGAUAGAGCUGGAAGGCCCUUAUUUGUUAACGCAUGCAACUUUCUCCUUGUUAGUUUGCAUGGCUCUCUAUCAUGUGUGCACUUUACAAUCAAAGAAAACAAUGUCUUACGCCGCCACAUUUUUUUUGGGGUUGUACUGUUUAUCGCUUUGUUAACGUUUGCUUUUGUUAUUUUUUAUUAUUUAUCUCUAAGGGUCGGAUGGGGGAAUCGACAUCAUUUAAUAGUUUUGCUGGCCGUGUCAUUAUGACCCCGAUGAUGCUGGAGUUUUACCGUGGUCCCCAUGAAUGUGUUCCCUGUGGAUGUGCGCACCGAUACAAAUUUUUCGUUUGUUGCCGGGUAUUUCGCUCCUUACCAUCCAUAGUGCAAAAAGACGUACUUCCCCCCUCCUCACCCUCUGAAAACAUUCCGGUUAAAAUGAUUUAUUAUUCGUUUCUGCAUUACCCCGAUGUUACCCAACUUGAUCGUUGUGCUUAAUUGGUGAUGAUACGUGAAUUUUUCGUACAGACGAUUGUUUAUUGUGAGUCGUGUGCUGCGGUGUCGAAUUGUGCAACUCAAAGGCCACGUGUGCGUGCCCCCGUUCCCCUCGCCAUUUUCCUUUUUUACACACACAUUGCUGUAUAGUGAGCAUGAGCGUUUUGUGUGUGUGUGCGGUUGUGUGUGUGCUCGUCUGCUCUUGAAGCCCUAAGCAGUGUCAGCGUAUAGGGGUUCCUCUGGUCUGCAGGUCUAUAGUUUGCAGCUACAGAGUCCCGGUUUUGUGCGACUUCAUUAAAAUGUUGAGAAAAGUAAUAAGAUUUAAAAGCCAAAGCAUUAUGCGAGUACAGAGCACAAUGGUACAGUCAACUGUAUUGUGUAGUCCUCUUCGCCUGUAAGUCUUGUAACCACUUGUUUUCAAUUGCAAUGCAUUCAAACCACAAGGUUCUCAUAAAGGUUUUGAAUUUGUCCAUUUUUAUUUAUUUAUCAAGAAUAUGUAUAAUGUGUACUACCAAGCUUGUUCGUUUUAAAGCACUUUCUCCUAAAACAGCUGCGUACAAAACAAAUAUUUCCCAGCAAUGUCCAAAUUUUAAGUGUAUGUUGUUAUGUUUCCCCCCCACAAAUGAUGCUAUAUUUGUUGCCAUUCCCUUUGUUCAACUCAAUUUUACUUCUGCCUCUGUGCUGGCAAUACAUUAGACGUAGACAUUAGAUCAGCUCUGGUUAAAAACAAUGAAAUAAUAAAAAUUGUAUAAUAACACAGGAACAGAUCUGGAUGAAAGUUUUCUUAGUUGUCUUACGUUCAUUGUUUUUCACACUGUUUGUCACUGAAACGACCAGACAGCACUAGCGUAACACAGCACAUCCAGAAGGCAUUUUGUAAAUGAGUGAAAAUUCAACUAAAAUGAAACUAUGUACCUUUUAGAGCUUAACUGCAUAAUAGUCUUUUUGGUUGGGGUUGUGGAGCGCCUCAUCGCCGCAGGUGGAGAAAAACAAUCUUUCGUUCAAUUGACACGGCGAGCGGCGGCGCGAUAAUACGGAGCAAGCGCGCUCUAGGCGUGCAGCAUAGACUGCGUCUGCUAGGCCGACAAAACAUUUGCGUUAUGACCGACAUGUAUUUUUCUGCCUCCAGGACCUGCGAUUGUGAUUGGCUCGACAGCCCCAGCCACAAACCUCCUUAAUUUCAAGCCCGUUUGUGUCAUUCCUUUGAUGUAUAUUCCCAUUAAACUUUAUACCAGUAUUCUUGUUUCAGUGUUAGAUUUAGAACGAGGAAACGGUUUAUAGAGAUGGUGCUCAAACUGUGAUUAUGGCAAAAUAAUCAUCGCAACAUUCACAUGAAGACCUGCAGUGAUGUGAUGAAUAUAUAUAUAUAUAUAUAUAUUGUAAUUAAAGGAAGACACAGUAAACCUUUGCUGACAGACUGAAUAUGGAUGACCUUACUGAAUUCUACCGUUAUCAAAUGUGAUGAAUUAUAUAACUACAAUGAUUUAAAGAAUCCCGAGAAGUUGUGUUAUAUUAGUAGUAAUAUUGAAUGCUCGCGAUUUUGUCAAUCUGAAAUGAAUCUUUGUCUUGUAAUUAUUGUAAAUAUUUCAAAGAGAGAAAAAAUGACUUGCAUGUCCAUGUAUAAAACUACUAAAAUAGUUCCUGUCAAAGUUGUGAGGUUGAUUGAGUUUUAUUUCUUUGCCCUGGUCGCAGGUUUUCAAUGUUGGCCGCACGCUCGCUCGAUCGCUCGUCUUAAUGCAGCAUCUUUCGUUUUUUCGAUGAUGUCAAGGGUGAUGUAUUACGGAAAAGAAGAACAACGCUUUACCAUCAGAUUUAAUACAAUAUAUAUAUAUAUAUAUAUAUAGGAGAUAUAUAUAUAUCUCAGAGAGCCGUUAAUGGUUAAACUCUGGGAAAAGUGCUUCCCUCCAUUUGCACCGUUGAUGCAGUAGGUCUACAGUUCAAAUGCACACUUCAUCUGUAGCUUCCAGAAACCUUCAAAGUUUUUCUAGCGUUAACGCCUGCGCUGAGGUCAAAUUCAAAAAAACGUAUUAGCAGGGCAUUGCGUGAUUUAUGUUCGGACACUUUCACAAUCAGUGUCGGUUAGAGCUGUACAUAGCUGUUAGAAAACCUUAUGUCCGUAGACUGUAGCGUGUAGGGUGAAAUUCAGAAGCUAUGAUGUAAGACUUUGACGGAUGAUUUAAUAAACGAAUACGAAGAAUAGUUCAAAUGAAAGCAGAGUAAGAAAACGACGAACGCUAAAGAAUACAACACUCAUCUGUGCAAUACUAAGAAAAGGGCUUUCUCGCACGUCUAUAUGAAAGCACUGACUUCAAUAUUAUUGUGGAAAUCUACAGUUAAUUACCGUGGUUCCAACCGUGGCUUUAUGUGUCGACUUUUGCCCCACUAGGAUCUAAGUUAAACCACAAUGAGUUGGGCACCAAGGAUGGGAAGGAAGAAAUGAAAUCGAUUUCUGCAACUUUGACUGGAAUUGCAACUUCUGUCUUUUAUUUUCUGUGUGUGUAUGUGUGUACUGUAUUGUAAAAAAAGGAAAAAGAUACAAACAAACAACUUAAUUGUCCCUCUCUCCCCUUCUCUUGUAAUACUGUUUGAUGUUCUGUUUGGUUAGUGUGGCGUACCAGUAGCCCUCUCCUCUCUUAACCCUUUGCUAUCUUCCUUCCUACCUUCUCUCACAACCUUUCUCCCUCUUUUCUCCAUGGAUCUUUAAGAUGAGAACUCUAUGCAGAUGCUGUCUUUUAUAAGUGUGUCAAAAUUUUAAGUUGAAAUGAAAAUGAAAAAAGAAAAACCCCAAACAAACAGAUAUUAUGAACUGAAACAAAAAAUAAAGAAAAACGAUUGUCCAGUGUAACUGCUGUAAUGGUCUUCCAUACUUUUCCUUCUGUCAAGUUUCUGAAAUGCUCACAGGCGAAGAAUGAUUUCGGGUGAUGAAUAUCAAUAAAAGUUUAUUGUUUA